GGGAUAGGUUGCGCGGGAGGCUGAGCGGGGGCAGCGGGCGAUGGCGACCGCGGGUCGGUUAGGUUGGGUGAUCGCCGCGCUCUGCCUGGGGAACGCCGCGGGGGAGGCGGUACAGGGCCCGCGAGUGCUGGGCUUGUGCCUGGAGGAGGAAGGGACAGAGGGCGCGGGCUGGGCCGCGCCGGACGCCACUUUAUGCCUACGCCUCCUCGGCUCAGGCUUCGCCAACAGCUCCUGGAGUUGGGUGGCCCCCGAGGGCGCAGGGUGUCCCAAGGGCGGACGGGCUGUGGCGCCCGCGGGCGAGUGGCGCGCGCUGCUGUGCUUGGAGCCGGGAGGCGCGGCGGUGGCGGCGGCGGCGGCGGCGGCGGAGGCGGAGGAGGAGGCGGCGCCGCCCUGGGCGCUGGGCCUGGGGGCGGCCGGGCUGCUGGCGCUCCCGGCGCUGACGCGGGGCCUGCAGCUGAGCGCCCUGGCGCUGGCGCCGGCCGAGGUGCAGGUGCUGCGCGAGAGCGGCUCGGAGGCGGAGCGAGCGGCGGCGCGGCGCUUGGAGCCCGCGCGGCGCUGGGCCGGCUGCGCCCUGGGCGCGCUGUUGCUCCUGGCCAGUCUGGCGCAGGCGGCGCUCGCGGUACUGGUGUACCGCGCGGCGGGGCAGCGCGCCGUGCCUGCCGUACUGGGCUGCGCGGGGCUUGUGUUCCUGGUGGGCGAGGUGCUGCCGGCCGCCGUGAGCGGGCGCUGGGCACUAGCGCUGGCGCCGCGCGCUCUCAGCCUCAGCCGCCUGGCCGUGCUGCUCACGCUGCCCGUGGCGCUGCCCGUGGGGCAGCUGCUGGAACUGGCGGCGCGGCCUGGGCGGCUGCGCGAGCGCGUGCUGGAGCUGGCGCGCGGCGGCGGCGAUCCCUACGGAGACCUGAGCAAGGGUGUGCUGCGCUACCGCACCGUGGAGGACGUGCUCACGCCGCUGGAGGACUGCUUCAUGCUGGAUGCCAGCGUCGUGCUGGACUUCGGCGUCCUGGCCAGCAUCAUGCAGAGCGGCUACACGCGCAUCCCAGUGUACGAGGAGGAGCGCUCCAACAUCGUGGACAUGCUGUACCUCAAAGACUUGGCCUUCGUGGACCCGGAGGACCGCACGCCUCUCAGCACCAUCACCCGUUUUUACAAUCACCCACUCCACUUUGUCUUCAACGACACCAAGCUGGACGCCGUUCUGGAGGAGUUCAAGCGAGGAAAGUCACACCUGGCCAUCGUGCAGAAGGUGAACAACGAGGGUGAGGGCGACCCCUUCUAUGAGGUGUUAGGCCUGGUCACCCUGGAAGACGUCAUCGAGGAAGUCAUCAAGUCUGAGAUCCUGGACGAGUCUGAAGACUACCGAGACAUCACAGUGAGGAAGAAGGUGGCCUCCCUGGCCAUCCCUCCCAGGCGCAGGGAGGAGUUCUCCCUAUUCAGGGUGUCCGACGAGGAGGACAAAGUGAAGAUUUCUCCCCAGCUGCUCCUGGCCACCCAGCGCUUCCUAUCUCGAGAGGUGGACGUGUUCAGCCCGGCACGCAUCUCAGAGAAGGUCCUACUGCACCUGCUGAAGCACCCAAGUGUCAACCAGGAGGUGAAGUUCGACGAGAGCCACCGCUUGGCCGCGCACCACUUCCUGUACCAGCGCAGCCGGCCAGUAGACUACUUCAUCCUCAUCCUGCAGGGCAGGGUUGAGGUGGAGAUCGGGAAGGAGGGUCUGAAGUUCGAGAAUGGGGCCUUCACCUACUAUGGCGUGUCCGCCCUGACGGCACCGUCCUCAGCUGCCCAGUCUCCAGUGUCCUCGCGCCAGCCCACCUGCCAUGACCUGUCAGCCGAGCCCGCAGAUGGUGCGUGCUCCUCCACAUACUGCCCGGACUACACCGUGAGGGCCCUCUCGGACCUGCAGCUUGUGAAGGUCACACGGCUGCAGUACCUCAAUGCACUCCUGGCUACCCGAGCCCAGAGCCUGCCUCCAUCCCCAGAGAAUGCCAGCUUCCAGGUGGUUCCGGGUAGCCACACCAGGCUGCUUGGAGAGAAGACGGUUGCGGCAGCAGCCUUCCCCGUAGACCUUUCCCUCUUUGGCACAUUUGGAAACUGCAGUUGAUAAUUGACUGUGGACUGGUGCGCAUUUUUUGUUUUAAGAAAACACCAAGGGUCCAACCCCAGCAGGUCUGUUGUGCCGGUGGAGGACAGCCCCGGGCGGAAGCCAGGGCUUUAACUGCUUGUCAGGCUCCCAGAACAGACAAGGGCAUGGAGAGCCAGAGGGAGCCGAGCAGUAGCUUUGUGCUGCCCUGGCCCCACCCCUCUAGGCCAUGUUUUAGAUGGCCUACGUGGACAUGGGGCCUGGGCCCCCGCAGUACCAGGAGCCUAUAGGAGAGGGGUCGCCUGGCCCUCCAGGCUGUUCUGGAAGGAAUGACGGGAACAGCAUCAUCUCCAGUCCUGGGGCCCGGCCCCUGCUCCACCGCUGUGACUGCAGGGUAUUUAUACCUCUCCGAGCCAGGCUCCAUGUGUGCGCAUUGUCACUGCCUUCCACGGCCUGGACCUGUGCCGCCUCGCUCCAGUCGGCCAAGCCCUCUGCUGGCAGCACCGUUCCACCCACAGAGAGUGCCUGGGCUCCAGGCCGCAGCCUAUCCAGGGUGUCCUGUCUGGGCUCCCUGCAGUGUCUGUGCCAAAGCCAGAAGCUCCAUUGCCUGGCCCGGUCUCGGUCUCUGUCCACGCGCAAUGCUGUCAGUAUCCCUGCCGAGAGGUCUCCUGGGGAAGGCAGGAUCUUCCUAGCUGUGUCUGUCAGUCUGUCCCCAAGGCAGAGUCACCUGUGGUGCCUCUCCUGCCCCCCUUCUGUGGGCCUCCGCGGAGCAGGGGCAGCUGGGCUGUGAUUGGAGCAUCUGCAUAGCUGUCCUUUAAAAAACAAAAGCCGAGGUCUUUCUUCCCUCUCUUUCCGGUUCUGUGGCCUUCCCUGUCCUCCCCAGCUGUCAUAGAGACGGGGAUAGGGACGCAUCUGUCUUGUCUCUCUAAUUUAUCUGUCUUUUCCCUCAAAGUUCAGCCGUUGGAAAUCAGGCAUCACAGAGACGGGAGUCACAGAUUGGGGAGGGCGGGACGAGGGUUUCUGGAGCCUUGCUUGAUGGAUUCGGGUCCUUCCACAGGGGACCAAAGCCAAACGAAUGGCAGGGCUCUUGCUCAGAAACUGUUCUCAGGAGCAGUUCCGAGAACCUGUCCCUUCAUCUCUAUUCGGAACAGUGGUUCUGGACCUUAGAACCGCCUGGAAAACAGACAUGGGGCCACCGGAGCCACUCCUGGAACUUGGUGAUUCUCGGUACUGGGGCUUCAUUUUUUAAGUAGUUGUAGAUUCUCAGAAGAGUUCUAUACCCUUCACCCAGCUUCCCUGGGUGGUAACAUUUUACAUAAUCUUGAUACAUGUAUCAGAACUAAAAAUGUAAGGUUCAGCAAUUCUCCUAACUACACUUUAUUUGGGCCUUCCCGGCUUUUCCCAGUAGGGGCCUUUUGCUUGCUGGAGCCAAUCUAAAGUACCUAGUUGCACUUCAGGCUGUUUUUUCCCCUAACUCUUUAGUUCCAAGUAAUGAGAGAUUCAUAGGAGGUCACAGAGCCGGAGGCCCUCCAGGCCCUUCAGCCAGUCUGCCUCAGUGUCACAUCUUAUGCAGUGGCUGUGUGGGCUGUGCUGCCCUGUGGCCGCCCCCUGCUCUGAGCCCUGCAACCACUAGUCUGUUCCUCAUCUCCAUUACUUUGUCAUCCUGAGAAAGUAGUAUAUAUGGAAUCACAGUGUAACACUUCGAGGUCACCUUUCAUUUUGUUUUCUGGGGCUCAUCUGGUUGUCCAGUGUGACAGUGGCUCAUCCCUUCCCGUUGCCAAACGGUUUCCCAUGGAAGAGGCAGCCUCCCCCUACCCAAGGACCCUGGUGGUGGUUUCCGGGUGGGGCUGUUCCAAGUAAAGCUGCUGUGAACACCCACGCAGGCGUGUGGAAAGGGGCUUGGUUGCUGGCUCGUGUGGUUGUGACCUGUUUCCGUAAAAAAAAUGCUGGACUGUGGCACGGCUGUGCCAUCGUCGCCACCCUCCCCUGCACCACAGGAUGAUCCGGCUCCACCCACGGCCACUCGGGGUCACUGCUGUCCACUUUUACUGUGGGACAGUUUCAUGGGAAUCCUGCCUGUGUGUGGUGACUGCCCAUGCGCUUUAUCUGUUUGCUAAUUAUUUGACCUUCUUCCUUUUUUUUUGAGGCAGGGUCUCGGUGUAUAGUCCUGGCUGACUUGAGCUCAUGAUCAUCCCGCCUCAGCCUCCCAAGUGCUGGGGUUAAACAGCCAUGCACCAACUCAGUGGGCUAGGUUUGUUUUUUUUUUUUUUUUAAACUAACUUGAGAAUUCCUGCUAGAUUCUAAAGUCUUGGGUUGUACUUUUGGCUUAGAGGCAUUUUAUCUGGUCAACAGUGUUAGGGGUUUGCAUCUGAAAUGCCCCUAAAGGCUCUGGUAAAGCUUGUCCCUGUCCUGUACUGUUGACAGGGGCUGACAGAGGGAGGUCAAGCCAGGGUUUGUCCUGGAGGGCACCCUGGAUCUCUGCCAGGAUAGUAUGGCCCAGAGCAGCAGGGCUGCAGUGGACAUGGAUCCAAACCUGUGAAACCAUGGGCCCAAUAAAUCUUUACUCCUGUAAGUCGCUUAGUGUGGGGACUUCAUCAUGGUGACAUGAAGCCUCUCCGUGGGGCCUUUUUAAUUUUGAGGAAGUUGCGGAUUUUUCUUUUAUGCAUUGUGCUUUUAGCAUCAAAUCUAAAAAAGUCUACCUAAGUCCUAGGUUUUAGAUGUUACCUACAUUUUUCCUGAAGGUUACCUUUUUAUAUUUGGGGGAUAGGAUUGAACUCAGGGACUACUGAAGAGCCUUUUUUUUGUUUGCUUUUCAAGAAGGAUCUGAAUUUAAAAAAAAAAAAAAGAUCUCAAGAAAUUGCCCAAGGGACCUUUGAACUUGCGAUCUUGCUUAGGCCUCCUAAGUAGCCGAGAUUAAAGUCUGUAAUGCUGUGGCCCAGCUAAAAGUUUCAUGUUUCACAUUUAAGUUUGUGCCUGGUGAGUUAAUCUGGGCUGUUAACUGGAAGAAUUCAGUCAGUGUGCAUGUUUUGGCUCUUAAAGCCCAGCUGAUCCAGCACUGUUUGUUAAAAUAGCCCCCAGCAGCCAGGUGGCUUUGCACCUUUGCCCCAUGUUGGGUGGCAGACACCUGCUGCUUGGGAAGCUGAGUGGGAAGGUCACAAACCCGAGGCCAGCCUGGACCACUUAAACCCCGACUAAGGAUGGAAAAGGGGCUGGUCAGGUAGCUCAGCUGUACAGCCUUAGCCCGGCAUGUGUGAGGCUGAAAUUCAAACUCAAACGAAUGAAAAAAUUGGGCAUUUUUGUAUGGUUUUUCUGUGUGCCUCUCAUGUCACAUCUUUAUUUACUAUGGCUGUGUAGAUGUCUGCAAACCAGAAGACAGAUUUUCUUAUCCCACUUUUCAGAAUUGUUCUCCCUAUAAUUUUUUUUUACAAAUUUUAGAAUAACAUCUGCAUCUACUAAAAAUCUUACUGAGAGCUCAGUAGUUGUGGCAUCAUCUCUAACUUGUCUUUCAACCCAUGAACACGGUCUGUUUCAAUUUAUAUAAAUUUGGAUUUCAUUUUGGUUUGUAGAUUUCAGCAUUUUUUUUUCAGUACUGGGAAUCGAACUCAGGACCUUGUGUUUGCCAGUGAGGUGCUUUGUGCCCUUGAGCUAUAGCUCCAGCCCUGAGCAUCUUUUAAAGAUAAUCUAAGCCUGAGUACUUCACUUUGCUAAAGAGGUGUGCCUGCUAGCGUGUUUUCAACUUCCGUGUUCAUUGCUGGCAGGGAGAAAUACAUUGCAUGUUGGCGUUGUGUCCUGAGAUUUUGCUGGACCUUGUUGGUCUGGAGAGGUUUGGGGUGGGCUCCUUGGGAUUUCCUAGUGUACACAGACGAGCAUGUUGUAUGCUGACCCAGUGCUGUGGACAUCGGGACUUUACAAACCACCCUGGUGAUUCUAAUGAGUGGCUGUGCCUGUAGACAGCUGCCCUCUGAACCUGCCCAUCUGUGAGCAAGGGUGCCCAGAGCCUGCACUGAGCUGGCCAUGCCGCGUGGCCUUUCCGGCAGGCUGCCACUGUUAGUAGUCUUGAGCUCUGCAGCUGAGGCUGUCAGGGGCUAGUCCUGUCAGGCUGUGUCCAGUCCCAGCCCCCAAGAGAUAAUUAGGCUGUAAUGGGUAAUCAGCCAGUUUAAUGAACAAAAAUAUACUGAUCCGUAUAAAAA
Messenger RNA from Cavia porcellus (domestic guinea pig), 6267 nucleotides. RefSeq names its product cyclin and CBS domain divalent metal cation transport mediator 3 (gene Cnnm3). The record is from RefSeq and is a predicted model, not a curated record. Lineage: Eukaryota; Metazoa; Chordata; Mammalia; Rodentia; Caviidae. Gene Ontology annotation, cellular component: cytoplasm; plasma membrane. Bases 41 to 2098 code for a protein of 685 amino acids. The transcript has 9 exons. Gene Ontology annotation, biological process: transport; magnesium ion homeostasis; intracellular manganese ion homeostasis. Gene Ontology annotation, molecular function: transmembrane transporter activity.